AAACAAACUAAUCGGGACGUGGCUAAAGCGUGUGACUUGUCAUCAAUUGGACGGUGAACCAACAUAUUUAAGGCGGGAUCAUCAACCACACACACACUUGACAUUUCAGACGGCAACAGAUUCAACUUCAAAUUUGACGAUUUGCAGGUAUGUCUGAAUGCGAUAAACCAGAGAUCGUGGAGCGAGGUACCAAGGAGAAAGAACAUGAAGAAGGAGAAGACAGUGGAUUUUUAGGGAAGGUAAAGGGUUUUAUUGAAGAUAUUGGUGAAAAGAUUGAAGAGACAAUCGGAUUCGGAAAGCCUACCGCUGAUGUCAGUGCGAUUCACAUCCCCAAAAUCAACCUUGAGCGGGCUGAUAUUAUUGUAGACGUGCUUGUCACUAACCCAAACCCAAUUCCCAUCCCUCUUAUCGACAUCAAUUACUUAAUCGAAAGUGACGGAAGGAAACUCAUUUCCGGAUUGAUUCCCGAUGCUGGAACAAUCCAUGCACACGGUUCCGAAACUGUGCAAAUACCACUUUGUUUAAUAUACGAUGACAUAAAGAACACUUAUGCUGAUAUACAGCCUGGCAGCGUUGUACCUUACAAAGUCAAAGUUGACUUAAUUGUUGACGUGCCUGUUUUUGGAAGGCUAACUCUGCCUCUUGAGAAAAACGGCGAGAUCCCAAUACCUUACAAGCCUGACGUUGAUAUUGAGAAGAUAAAGUUUGAAAAGUUUUCGUUCGAAGAGACUGUUGCAACUCUUCAUUUGAAGUUGGAAAACAAGAAUGAUUUUGAUUUGGGGCUCAAUGCACUUGACUAUGAGGUUUGGCUGUGUGAUGUCAGCAUUGGCUGUGCGGAGCUUGCGAAAACGGAGAAUAUUAAAAAGAAUGGUAUUACUUACCUUGAUAUUCCGAUCACGUUUAGGCCUAAAGAUUGUGGGUCUGCUUUAUGGGACAUGAUUAGAGGAAAAGGCACUGGCUAUUCGAUGAAAGGGAAUAUUGAUGUGGACACACCUUUUGGAGGGAUGAAGCUGCCGCUUGAUAAGGAAAGUGGUACCACUAAGCUUAAGAAGGAAGAUGAUGACGACGAUGACGACGAGGAGUAGAUGAUGAUUCAUGAGCAGAAAGGGAGUUGGUGUUGUGUUUAUGAGUUAAGGUUUGUUUUUUUAUCCUUACCUGAAGGUGUUGUGUUGAUGGAUGAGAACUUGAUAACUGAAAUCCAUGUUGUUAUUUGUGGUUGCUUCAUCAUAUGUUCACUUCUUAUUAAUAUUAAAGCACUUACUGAUUAAUACUCAA
Messenger RNA from Helianthus annuus (common sunflower), 1275 nucleotides. RefSeq lists its product as uncharacterized. Gene Ontology annotation, cellular component: cytosol. Gene Ontology annotation, biological process: response to desiccation. The transcript is spliced from 4 exons. The coding region runs from base 150 to 1085 and encodes 311 amino acids. NCBI's taxonomy places the organism in Eukaryota, Viridiplantae, Streptophyta, Magnoliopsida, Asterales, Asteraceae. The record is from RefSeq and is a predicted model, not a curated record.